UGUUGCCCAGUCUACGAUUGCCAUACAUGAUGACGUCAUCAGCAUUAUGCAAAUCAAUGCGUUAUAUUCAUUAUGUCGUGAAUAACAGCUCUGGCUUGCUGCUAUUGGUGAUAUCUGUCGAGAGAUACCGAAAAAUAUGCCAUCCAUUUAAAACCCAGCUGACCGCCAGACAAACGCUUUAUUUAUGUUAUGGAACUAUUUUCUUUAGCGCAUUCAUAGCCAUUCCAGCAGGUGUGUUAUACGGUGCAAGUACAAUAGAGACGGGAGUAGAGAAUGUAACAGGACGCCAGUGUUACGUUGAUGACGAUCUCGAUCAAAAAGUAUUAUUUGAAAUCUACCAAAGUGUCCUUAUGGCUGAAUCAGUGAUAAGUAUUGUUAUAUUUUUAGUUUUGUAUGCGUUUAUCAUUCGGAAACUUUGGAUAAGUGAUCAAUUUAUCCAGGCCAUGAGAAACAUGCAAAUUCGUUCAGCAAGUAAUACCAGCCAUGAAACUUCUUUUUCGACAGACUGUGACCGAGAUGGAGACGGGAUAGAUUCAAGUUACACGAGUAAUCCGACUAGUCUAACCGGAAGUAAAGAUACACAAGCACCAUUCGUGAAAAAUGGUAAUAAUUUACGGACAAUGCUUGAAAGUGAUGUUACUAAUAAAAGUUCCUCCAGUCAAUCAUUAAACACCGGAAAUGGAGUAAAUGAAAAACGGCCACGAGGAAAGGAAAAGUCAUUAUGGCGAAUGUCACGUGAACUCUUCAAAAGGGGAGAUAACUCGAACAGAAAACCUCGUCUAGCAAGAGCUGCAUCGGAUACUAGACUAAACAAGGUGAAAGACACGCGUAUGCAAAACACCAACAAAUUUUCUACACUCACUCCAGCAGAACGGUUAGUAAUGGGAAAAAUGCUUGAAGGGAAAAAACAAUCUCUAGAAAAACAAAAAACGAGUAGGCCAAAACAUAUGAAAACAACCGCACGAGUAACUCUUAUGUUAUUCACCGUUUCCAUGGUGUUUGUCGUUUCCUUCAUUCCCCAUCUAGCUCUUAUGAUAGCAACAGUUGAGAAAGAAGGUUUUCUGGAAAAUAUGAAUGAAGGUGAAAUGAUGGCUUAUCAAGUGUUCCUUAGGAGUUUCAUUUUGAACAAUGUUGCUAAUCCAAUUAUUUACUUAUUUUGUGAAUCCAAGUUCAGACACGAGUCUAGAGAAUUGUUUAGGAAAUGCUUUUUGUGUCGUUCCAAUAAAGGAUAGAAACGAACGUCAAAUAAUUGACUCAAGAAAGAGAAUAUAGAAAGAAAUAAUUGAAGAAAUAUCCGAUUCUUAAAAUGUUGGGAAAUUCCUUGCUUGUUUUAACAAUUAGUAAUAUUACCCAGAGAGACAACUGGACUUGACCUUUGCCAUUCCUUUUUCACUCAUUUCACCAUGGUUUUUCUCAAGUUUAACAAAUAUUUUUGUAUACGUACUUGAUGUUUUACACUUAACAGCUCUUUAUAAUGUUUAAGAAUACUUUCAUUUCAAAGUGCUUUUUUGGCUUUUAACUAUUCAACUAUGAUAAACAAAAGUAAAAUCUUGUUUUCGCUUUGAUAUAAAUUUAAGAAAUAGUUUCUAAAUAAGUUGCAUUUAUCACAGUUUAUUCUGAAAGUAUGGACUGUCUGCAAUUUUCACGAUUGUGCAGUAUCGUCCUGGACAAGAUCAUUUUGCGGUUUGUUCUGUCCAUUUUUUUCAACGACAAGACUGGUUGUUAGUGGGUACGUUUAUUAAAAUAACAAAAUUUCAAAGGCCCAUGCCCAUAGUUGUACAUCCGUGCAUUAGCUUUUAACACAAGAGGACACUUUGUCCCAGAAUAGAAUUCAGUAACUGUCGGGACUGGAAUCCCUGUCUUAAAGGGACUCCACUGAGGUUUUUUUUGACAUGAUGGGACUGUAAAUAAUUUUUCAAGAUUAAUGUUCGGUUUAAUGUAGGUCUGAACCAUUUACUUGAGUGCGAAAUUUCAGAUCAUUCGCUCACUCCGUUUUUCCAGAAUAAUGAUUCUAAUUGUUAACAAUUACAAAAACUUGUAAAGCGUUGCAACGCUUUUCACUCGAAUUGGGCUAGGAAUAGCACAAAUAUACGAUUUUUUGUACUUAUUUCUGGGUAUGAUUCUUAAUUAUUUUUUGUAUAUCUUUCUGUAUUGAAUUCCCCAGCUGAUGUAUGUAAGAAAUUAAGAUUUUAUGUUUUGAGAUUCUGUUCCAAACAUUGUGUAGGUUAUGGGUUAAUGGUGGUAUUUAAAAUGUUAUGCAUAACAUGACUGUGCAACCGGAUCAGUGCACAUAUCUACUUCCAGUCUCGGCGUGCCAAAUACUGCUCUGUUGACUCAAAUUAGUAGCCCGUGGUUCUAUGAUAUCACGGUACGUCACGUUUAUCGGAAUAUAUUGAAAUACAAAAAUCAUUCAUGAAAGAGUCUUUUUCUAUUUUAUAAUUGAUCCUUUUCCAAAACUGGUUUCUAAAAAUUGAUGUUAUUAAAAUCUUUUGGACACAAUAACAGACCGUUCAAAAUGAAAAAGAGUGGAGCACUUGUUAAUUUUAAGUGUUUAGCAGGGCACAAGUUUAGGUUUUGGAUGACCAUUAUUGAUCAUGCUUAAUACCUUAGUUGAACCAGAGACAUAGAUAACAUCUACAUAUCUGGUUGAACAUGUCCAUCUUUCACUUUGGGCAAAACUAUUUAUCAUUCAAAAUAAUUAUUGACUAAAGUGCGAAAAGUGCAGACCACGAUCAGACGGACGUGCAAGCUGAUUAAAGAUCUGUGCUACAUGGUCGCAUUGGUUGAAUAUGUUGCCUGUAACAUAAUAUACAUGUAGUAUAUUAUAAGGAUAAGCGUCACAGAAACGCUUUAAAAUUGAAAUAAAAUGUAUUUUGUCAAUCCUAGCAGAUAUAUUUAUUAUAAUAUAUAUUAUAAAAGCCGGUUUAUUUUUGCUAACUAAAAUACAA
Molecule: messenger RNA, 2948 nt
Organism: Ruditapes philippinarum (Manila clam)
Lineage: Eukaryota; Metazoa; Mollusca; Bivalvia; Venerida; Veneridae
Exons: 1
Coding region: 27-1232 (401 amino acids)
Biological process (GO): neuropeptide signaling pathway
Cellular component (GO): membrane
Molecular function (GO): neuropeptide receptor activity
Source: RefSeq, a predicted model, not a curated record